Molecule: messenger RNA, 1897 nt
Organism: Saimiri boliviensis boliviensis (Bolivian squirrel monkey)
Lineage: Eukaryota; Metazoa; Chordata; Mammalia; Primates; Cebidae
Gene: GHR
Product: growth hormone receptor
Biological process (GO): cytokine-mediated signaling pathway
Cellular component (GO): membrane; external side of plasma membrane
Molecular function (GO): cytokine receptor activity; protein binding
Source: RefSeq, marked provisional
AUGGAUCUCUGGCAGCUGCUGUUGACCUUGGCACUGGCAGGAUCAAGUGAUGCUUUUUCUGGACGUGAAACCACAGCAGCUGUCCUUAGCAGAGUAUCCCAGAGUCUGCUAAGUGUUAAUCCAGGCCUAAAGACAAAUUCUUCUAAGGAGCCUAAAUUCACGAAGUGCCGUUCACCUGAGCUAGAGACUUUUUCAUGCCGCUGGACAGACGCAGUUCAUCAUGGUUUAAAGAGUCCAGGACCCAUACAGCUGUUCUAUACUAGGAGGAACACUCAAGAAGGGACUCAAGAAUGGAAAGAAUGUCCUGAUUAUGUUUCUGCUGGGGAAAACAGCUGUUAUUUUAAUUCAUCGUUUACCUCCAUCUGGAUACCUUACUGUAUCAAGCUAACUAGCAAUGGUGGUACAGUGGAUGAAAAGUGUUUCUCUGUUGACCAAAUAGUGCAACCAGAUCCACCCAUUGCCCUCAACUGGACUUUACUGAACAUCAGUUUAACUGGGGUUCAUGCAGACAUCCAAGUGAGAUGGGAAGCACCAUCCAAUGCAGAUAUUCAGAAAGGAUGGAUGGUUCUAGAGUAUGAACUUCAAUACAAAGAAGUAAAUGAAACUCAGUGGAAAAUGAUGGACCCUAUAUUGUCAACAUCAGUUCCACUGUACUCAUUGAGAGUGGAUAAGGAAUAUGAAGUGCGUGUGAGAUCCAGACAACGAAAAUCUGAAAAUUAUGGCGAGUUCAGCGAGGUGCUGUACGUAAAACUUCCUCAGAUGAGCCAGUUUACAUGUGAAGAAGAUUUCUACUAUCCAUGGCUCUUAAUUAUUAUCUUUGGAAUAUCUGGGCUAACAGUGAUGCUAUUUGUAUUUUUAUUUUCUAAACAGCAAAGGAUUAAAAUGCUGAUUCUGCCCCCAGUUCCAGUUCCAAAGAUUAAAGGAAUUGAUCCAGAUCUCCUCAAGGAAGGAAAAUUAGAGGAGGUGAACACAAUCUUAGCCAUUCAUGAUAGCUAUAAACCUGAAUUCCACAGUGAUGACUCUUGGGUUGAAUUUAUUGAGCUAGAUAUUGAGGACCCAGAUGAAAAGACUGAGGGAUUAGACACAGACAGACUUCUAAGCAGUGACCAUGAGAAAUCACGUAGUAACCUAGGGGUGAAGGACGGCGACUCUGGACGUACCAGCUGUUAUGAACCUGACAUGCUGGAGACUGAUUUCAAUGCCAAUGACAUAAAUGAUGGUACCUCAGAGGUUGUUCAGCCACAGAGGUUAAAAGGGGAAGCAGAUCUCUUGUGCCUUGACCAGAAGAAUCAAAAUAACUCACCUUAUCAUGAUGCUUGCCCUGCUAUUCAUCAGCCCAGUGUUAUCCAAGCAGAGAAAAACAAACCGCAACCACUUCUUACUGAUGGGGCCGAGUCAACUCAUCAAGCUGCCCAUAUUCAGCUAAGCAAUCCAAGUUCACUGGCAAACAUUGACUUUUAUGCCCAGGUGAGCGACAUUACACCAGCAGGGAGUGUGGUCCUUUCACCGGGCCAAAAGAAUAAGGCAGGGAUGUCCCAGUGGGACAUGCAUCCAGAAGUGGUCUCACUCUGCCAAGCAAACUUCAUUAUGGACAAUGCCUACUUCUGCGAGGCAGAUGCCAAAAAGUGCAUCCCUGUGACUCCUCACAUCAAGGUUGAAUCACACACAGAGCCAAGCUUUAACCAAGAGGACAUUUAUAUCACCACAGAGAGCCUUACCACUACUGCCAGGAGGCCUGGGACAGCAGAACACGUUCCAGGUUCUGAGAUGCCUGUCCCAGAUUAUACCUCCAUUCAUAUAGUACAGUCCCCACAGGGCCUCAUACUCAAUGCGACUGCCUUGCCCUUGCCUGACAAAGAGUUUCUCUCAUCGUGUGGCUAUGUGGCACAGACCAACU